UCGGAUGUUGAUAUCAACAUGGCGCUUGUCAGACAGACAAAGACAGUCAGGCUGGUGUGAGCGAGCCAAAAAAAAAAAAAAAAAACCAACAAAAAAAACCCAACAACACCCAACAGAGAGGAAGGGAAAGCGAGACGGGGAGGGGGGUUCCCGUCCUCGGGGGGGGCUCCGGCAGCCGAGAGCUUUCCGCCCCACUAUUGUUCUCCUCCCGCUGCGCCCCCAUUAAUCUCCCCUCACGCCGGGGGGGCUCCCCGCCGGGGGCGGCCGUUCAAUGGUGAAGCGGAGGAGCCGCCGGCACCCGGAGAAUGGUGAAUAACACUGAAGACCCCCAAGAGGCUUUAUAACGUUCCAUCCCCAUGUAAAGUAUGCUCAGAACUUUUCCAGUAGUCCUGCUGGAAACCAUGUCUCACUACACAGACGAACCAAGAUUUACCAUAGAGCAGAUAGACUUGCUUCAGCGCCUGAGACGUACGGGAAUGACCAGACAUGAAAUCCUCCAUGCGCUGGAAACCUUGGAUCGUCUUGAUCAAGAGCAUAGUGACAAAUUUGGAAGAAGAUCUAGCUACGGAGGUGGUUCCUACAGCAACAGCACCAACAACGUCCCAGCAUCUUCCUCGACAGCCACGGCUUCAACACAGACCCAGCAUUCUGGGAUGUCCCCAUCCCCAAGCAACAGUUAUGACACCUCCCCACAGCCUUGCACUACUAAUCAGAACGGGAGGGAGAGUAACGAGAGGUUGUCUGCAUUCAAUGGGAAGAUGUCACCCACCCGUUACCCGCUAGCAAACAGCUUGGCUCAAAGGUCCUACAGUUUUGAAGCUUCCGAAGAAGACUUGGACAUUGAUGACAAAGUGGAGGAACUGAUGAGGAGGGACAGCAGUGUGAUAAAGGAGGAAAUCAAAGCCUUCCUAGCCAAUCGGAGGAUUUCCCAAGCAGUUGUUGCACAGGUAACAGGUAUCAGUCAGAGCCGGAUCUCACAUUGGCUUUUGCAGCAGGGGUCAGACUUGAGUGAACAAAAGAAAAGGGCAUUUUACAGAUGGUACCAGCUUGAGAAGACAAAUCCUGGGGCUACGUUAAGCAUGCGACCAGCUCCCAUCCCAAUAGAAGAGCCAGAAUGGAGACAGACACCUCCCCCAGUCACAGCUACCUCUGGGACCUUCAGACUACGGCGAGGCAGUCGGUUCACAUGGAGAAAGGAAUGCCUGGCUGUUAUGGAAAGUUACUUCAAUGAGAAUCAAUAUCCUGACGAGGCAAAGAGAGAAGAAAUUGCCAACGCCUGUAAUGCAGUUAUACAAAAGCCAGGAAAAAAAUUAUCAGAUCUGGAGCGAGUUACCUCCCUUAAAGUGUACAACUGGUUUGCCAACAGAAGAAAGGAAAUCAAGAGACGAGCCAAUAUCGAAGCAGCAAUCCUGGAGAGCCAUGGAAUAGAUGUACAGAGUCCGGGAGGUCAUUCCAACAGCGACGACGUUGAUGGCAAUGACUACUCAGAGCAGGACACUUGGCAAGUACGCAAUGGGGAGGAGGAGGGAAGAUGUUCAGAGGGAGGCAGAGAAGCAGAGAAGGUAGAAGAAGACAGGAGGAUCUGCUCCAAACAAGCAAGUUACACCAUUCACGCCACACGCAAUGAUGACAGCACUAGCCAUAGUGACCAUCAAGACCCCAUUUCAUUAGCUGUGGAAAUGGCAGCGGUAAACCACACCAUCUUGGCAUUGGCCCGGCAAGGAGCCAACGAGAUCAAGACAGAGGCUCUAGACGACGACUGAUAGAAAGAAGGGGGAGGGUCGAAGCAAGAAGUAACUUAGUUUUAGACGUAGCACCUUAGCAGACUUUCCUCGGUCCUUAAUAUGUGUUCUUACAGUAUAACUUUGCAGUUUCUUGUACGUCAGUUAGCUGUUAGGGUCUUGUUCUGUGAAGAUGGCAUGGUGCCCUCAGCCUUUGCGUAUACUCUCUCAGUAUUAAUUCCCAAUAAAUAAUCAAUCAACCAACCAA
Messenger RNA from Lagopus leucura (white-tailed ptarmigan), 1989 nucleotides. It is a transcript of the gene HMBOX1, whose product is annotated as homeobox containing 1. NCBI's taxonomy places the organism in Eukaryota, Metazoa, Chordata, Aves, Galliformes, Phasianidae. Gene Ontology annotation, cellular component: nucleus. The transcript is spliced from 11 exons. Gene Ontology annotation, molecular function: double-stranded telomeric DNA binding. Gene Ontology annotation, biological process: positive regulation of DNA-templated transcription. Bases 366 to 1763 code for a protein of 465 amino acids. The record is from RefSeq and is a predicted model, not a curated record.